Molecule: messenger RNA, 1560 nt
Organism: Phlebotomus argentipes
Lineage: Eukaryota; Metazoa; Arthropoda; Insecta; Diptera; Psychodidae
Gene: Seipin
Product: seipin
Exons: 2
Coding region: 199-1227 (342 amino acids)
Biological process (GO): lipid storage; lipid droplet organization
Cellular component (GO): endoplasmic reticulum membrane
Source: RefSeq, a predicted model, not a curated record
GCCAUAACCUCACUUCCUUGACAAUUCUCACAUCCCCGGACAUUGUGGGACGUUGUGUCUGCCGGAGAUGACCUUUGAGAUUAUGGUGUGUUGUCGACGACACAGCUCGAGAAAUGCCACAAGAUAUUCUGGGUGUGAUAACAGUGAGUGAUGGAGAAAAUUGCUAACAGUGCCACGCCAGUGUAACCAAAAGCUACCAUGGGAUUGUAUCGGAUGCUGUUGAACCUGGUGGAUCCGUUUGGAGUCAUCCGGAACUUUAUCGUAAAGCCAGCGAACGAUUUCGCCUUCUCUCUCUUCCUUCACUACAAACACCGCACCGCGGAGGGUGUGAACAAUGUCCGGGAGCUGUUGCUGAAGGCUCUGAUAGUGUUCUUUGCCGGGGCCGUGGUCAUCUGGACGGCUGUCUUCAUGUACAUCACCUUCUACUACACCUACAUGCCGGCCAUCGCUCACAUGAGACCCGUUCACAUGCAAUUUGAAACCUGCAACGUGCAAGGUCCGUGUUCAUAUCCUUCAGCUCACGUGUCCUUGACGAAGAAGCAGCAGCUGCUGAUGGUGGGUCAGCCGUACAAAGUGCUGGUGAACAUUGACAUGCCAGAGUCGCCUCAGAAUCAGGACGUGGGGAUGUUCAUGGUCUGCGCCGAGAUGCGAGACCAAAGCACGAGUCUUCGAGGUCAUUCCUGUCGCUCAGCGAUGCUGCGGUACAAAUCGCCACUCCUCAACAGCCUGAUCACCUGGGUGAUGUCGCCUCUGCUGAUCCUCGGACUGCGGGAGCAGAAGCAAAUCAUCCCUGUGGAGCUCUUCUCCGACUAUCUGGACGAGAAGACGUAUCCCGUGACGGACAUCUACGUGGAGAUCCAGAACAAGGCCGUGCAGUUCUAUGAGGUGAACCUGCAGAUUACGGCGCAGCUCAGCGGCCUGCGCUUCUUUAUGUUUCAUUGGCCAAUACUGUCUGCUACAGUAGGCAUCAGCACCAACCUCUUCAUCAUCCUCCUCAUCCUGCUGCUCAGCUGGUACCACUGGUCGGACACCACGUGGAUCGACGAGGCCAGGGACAAAUACCGCAACAUCAAGAUGUUCACCCCACUCAGCGAGUCGCCGAAGCACGAGGAAGUCUCCACGACGUCGGUGGAGAAGGACAGCUUCGUCGACGACGAGGACGUGAGCAUCAUUGAGGAUGUCAGUGGCUUCGACGAGGAGUCAGAGAGCCCCAGCGAAGGCAAGUGAGGUGUACUAUAGCCCGAAGAGAAGAAUUGCAUCAUUCCAAAGCUCUCCAAAUGAGAUUAAUUUAUGAGGCGCUUUUUACAUGAAUUAAGGACAGUUUUUGGUAUUUUACACGCCCAAGACGAAUACUAAAUGGACUUUAGGCAUGAAGAGUCCCUGAAAAAUUACUUAUUAUAUUUAUCCUGCCUUUUUAUAAAUAUUUUACUUCAUUGUUCUGAAUUCCUAAAGCUAAUUGUGGGGAAUUCAAGGAAAUUCUUAAUGUAUUUUCGCUAAAAUUAUAUUAAUACAAAUUGUAGAAUGUAUUUAUUCGCAUUCAGAAAUGUAUUUCAGAAUCAA